Messenger RNA from Scomber japonicus (chub mackerel), 983 nucleotides. It is a transcript of the gene prdx5, whose product is annotated as peroxiredoxin 5. The record is from RefSeq and is a predicted model, not a curated record. Gene Ontology annotation, molecular function: thioredoxin peroxidase activity. Gene Ontology annotation, biological process: cellular response to oxidative stress; hydrogen peroxide catabolic process; cell redox homeostasis. The coding region runs from base 146 to 721 and encodes 191 amino acids. The transcript is spliced from 6 exons. Gene Ontology annotation, cellular component: cytoplasm; mitochondrion; peroxisome. Lineage: Eukaryota; Metazoa; Chordata; Actinopteri; Scombriformes; Scombridae.
AGGCAGUGUGUGUAACAGUACAGCAGAGUGGAGUGAGGUGUGGUUGAGGUGUUUCCCGUCUAUAAGCGGAGCGACAGGAACUACACACCGCGCAAACCCACCGGAGAGAAACAGUCAAAGCUAGCCGGUUAAGUAACGAGCCACGAUGCUUUCUGUCACAGCCCCCCUCAUUAGGUCCAGCCGCGCCGUCCAGUGCUCUGCCAGGCUGCUCCACACGUCUCCUCUUGCCAAAAUGCCAAUUCAGGUGGGUGCACAACUUCCAGCUGUGGAGGUCCAGGAGGGCGAGCCUGGAAACAAGGUGGCUAUGGAUCAGCUCUUCAAGGGGAAGAAAGGAGUCCUCUUUGCUGUGCCCGGAGCUUUCACCCCUGGUUGUUCCAAGACUCACCUCCCAGGUUUUGUGCAGCAGGCUGCAGACUUGAAGGCUAAAGGUAUCCAAGAGGUUGCCUGUGUGUCUGUCAAUGAUGCAUUUGUCAUGGCUGCCUGGGGAAAGGAGCAUGGAGCAGAUGGUAAGGUUCGAAUGCUGGCUGAUCCCACUGGAGCAUUUACACAGGCUGUUGACUUGUUACUUGACAGUGAUCAGAUUGUACAGGUACUUGGGAACAAGCGAUCCAAGAGAUAUUCUAUGUUGGUGGAGGAUGGAGUUGUGAAGAAGAUCAAUGUGGAGCCUGAUGGCACUGGGCUGACCUGCAGCCUGGCUUCCAGUAUUCUCUCUGAGCUGUAGGCUUUUUCGCAGCCUAUUACACCCAACUGUUAACCUUUAGUUACUGUAAAAGUUGCACUAACAAAGCCCAGGUCCAACCUGUUCAAGCUUCCUCCUCUUCCCAAAGAUGUAUGCAAAUGCCUCAUGCACACUAGUACUGAAAACAGAGCUGGAAGGCACUUAAUGCGCACAAAUAUGAGAUGAAUGGCAUUCCAAAGGACUGUGCAUCAUCCUCUGUAUUUUGUUCCUUGAUAGUUAAUAAAAGUCACCCUGAAAGCAAUAA